Messenger RNA from Ctenopharyngodon idella (grass carp), 1601 nucleotides. RefSeq lists its product as uncharacterized. The record is from RefSeq and is a predicted model, not a curated record. Gene Ontology annotation, molecular function: ubiquitin protein ligase activity. The transcript has 8 exons. Bases 80 to 1045 code for a protein of 321 amino acids. Gene Ontology annotation, biological process: protein polyubiquitination; ubiquitin-dependent protein catabolic process. Lineage: Eukaryota; Metazoa; Chordata; Actinopteri; Cypriniformes; Xenocyprididae.
GUACUUAAGCUUUGCAAUCUGAAAGUGAAGGUUUCAACAGAGACUUGAUUGCCAGAAGCCGAGUUAGACAGCUGACGAUAUGGACAUGUCUGCUUCAGACGAAGAGUGUCCUGUGUGCAAAGGGAUAAUAACUAAUCCUUCUCAACCGUCUCCAUGCUGUGGAAAAGUAUUUUGCCAGAGAUGCCUCAAUCAAUCUUUUCGAUUCAGGACUCAUUGUCCACACUGCAGAAGCAGCGCUUAUGCAAAUAAUCCAUUUGUGGUACCUUCAAAUAGAAGGAGACAUCUGCGCCCAAUCCUGCCAGGAAAUUUUGAUACAUUUAAUUCAAGAAGACCUGUUGGCUCAAGCAUACGGAAUAUCAUCAGCCAACUUCAAGAUUCACAGGCACAACAGACAGGCACUGCCGCUCAAGUCAAUCUGCCCAAUCAGGCUGCCCCGGCACCUGCCCCACAAAACCAAGCCCCUCCCCUUUUCAUGUCCUCUGCACAGCCCGUUCCAAUGCCACGGAUUCGAGUUCAGCCUGCAAAUUUAAUGACUGCCAUGCAACCUGCAAACUUAAAUGCUGCUCCGGCUGGUCCUAUCCAAGUCGCCCAGACACCUCCCCCAGCUCUACUGCAGCCAUACUCCACCCCACUGCUGCCAAACCCCGCCCCAUCGCUGCUAAACCCCGCCCCGCCCCAGGAAGAUUUGCAGGCUGUGCUUGAUGAGUGGCCAUGGCAAACAGAGAUCACUGUAAUGGAGAUGAAUCCGCAACCUCAGAGUUUAACUGUGAGGACAUUUGCGUGCCCAUACUGCCAGGAUGAUGGACUGGAUGAACUUGAUCUACGCGAUCACUGCAAUAACCAUCAUGCCAAUGACUUCAGACGUGUGGUGUGUCCAGUGUGUGUGGCGGCACCCCACGGUGAUCCGCAGUACUACAGCCGCGACUUCAUUGGCCACCUCAACCUGCGCCACUGCUACUACAUGGACGAUAUAACUAACCUGCACCAAUCUGAUGAGAUGAACCUCCAGUGUGCAAUUCUAGCAUCAUAUAGGCAAAACAUUUAAAGCUCAUUUUCAGAAAUAUGACAACACAGUUCUCAGGGGUUUUUUUUUCUGAACAGCAUCUAAAAAAAAGCUUGAAAACAACAGAUGGACACACCAGUUAAAGAUAAGGUAUAUUGAAGAUAUGAUAUUGAACAAUUUUACCAAUAUGAAGUAAAACAUUUUAACAUUUUUUGAUUGAUACAUUUUGAUUGAACUGCUAUUAAAGGAACAGAAAAUUGUUGAUUAUCUGAUUUAAGCGGUGUUGUAUUUUCAUAUGACACCAUUUCAUCAUAUAAAUUGAAGUUGUACUCUUUUCACAUUUUCAUUCUCUCUGAUACAUCUUGAUCAUGCCUGUAACGAGUUAUCUGCUGAAAACAUUUUGCACAAUUUCGCUGCUCUUGCACUUUCUUUUUAAGAUAUAAGAUGGCUAUCUUAUACAUUUUAUGUGGGAUUUAGGAUGUAUUAUACCUGUGGAAUAACGUCUGAAUGAAUUAUUUGAAUGACUUUUUGAAUGACAUCCCAAUGUGAAAAAAAUGUAUAGCUAAUUUGUGUAAUAAAAGUUUCUACUGAAACAACA